AGAGAGUGAGUGAGGAGAGCUUCUGAGGNAGAAACCUCNGCCGAGACUCUGCUUCUGUAAGUUUCUUUCCCUCUAUGUACACUUCUUCUCUUUCGUUCAUUUUUUUUUCUAGCAUUUUUCUGCUUUACAUUUCUUUUAUGUUCCUCGCACUUUACUGCUUUUUAUUCGCUUUUAUAUUUCUCGCACUUUACUAACUGUUUUUUUGUUUUUAAUUUGUUUUUCUGCCUUACGUUUAUUUACAUUCUUGACUUUAUUUUUUCGUCAUUUUUUCUUUUGUUGUUUUUUUUUUUGUUAUGUACACGGGGUAUAUAGGCUGGAAAACCGUUGUUUAUCUCCCUUCGUUUGAAGGUAUGACAGAGACAUUCGGGUAAAACAACGCCACGUACCCCAUUUCUGUAUUUUUUCUCUUCUUUUUUUUUUCGGUUUUUUUUUCGUUAUAUAAAAUUGAUGAACAUGGGGUAUAUAGGCCGAAGAACCGCCACCUACCCCACUUAAAACAAAAUUUUAAUUUCAACAAGAAAAGAGACCCCUUGGACCUAGAUNUGAUUAGAAUCCGUUGCAAGGACCUUGAAACCGACUUAUUUAUGGACAUUAGGACUGAGACCGGACAAAUAAAUGAAAGAAUUGACUUAACUUACCUCUGACAAUCUUAUCUUUUGUUUUUGUUUUGUUUUAUUUUUUUUUUGUUGCUUCUUUUUUAUUCUUAGAAGAAAUAUGAGCAAGGGUAUGGAAAAUGUGGAUACGACUUACAAAAGGUGGCAGUCCACCCCGCAACAAAUUCAGAUCCUGCUCAACAUCUAUAAUCACGGAUCAUCAAUCCCAAUCGGGACCAGAUCCGAGAAAUUGCAGAACGACUUCGGGUGUACGGGGAAGUCGGAGAGUACAGCGUUUACUGCUGGUUUCAAAACCAUGGAAACCGAAUAAAACACAGACGCUUGCCUCAAGAUGUCUCUGGGACAUCUGGACAUUCCUAUUCUCUCCUGCCGGCGUACAUUUAUGAUCCUUCAUGGGUCAUUCCGCAGUUUUCACAGGUUUCACCGACUCCACAACUCUUGGAUCUCUUCCUUAUUCCCCCCAUACGUGAAGAGGAAGCGAUAAUGACCUACCUCGUGCCAUUCCGCCUCAAGGCACCUUCCACGGCGCUUUCUCUGAGACCACCAUCACCUUAAGGGAACCCUCCUUAUCUAUUAUUAUUAUAGUUAUUUUUUUUCAUUUUUUUAUUUUGUAUAUAUUUUGUUGUUGUUGUUGUUUUUGUUUUGUUUUUUUUAUUUCUGGACUGUACUCUUAACGGUCGCUUAUGGCCGACACUUGAACCUCAUAUUUAUGCAAUAAUUUUUUUUUAUGCUUGAGUCAAUCGUCUUGCUCACAAUCAUCAAACUGAUUUUCAUUUUCAAUGUUUUGUGAAAGUGAUAAAUGUCUUACAUCCGAGGUCUAAACUUUGAGAUGAUUACAUGUUGACUUUUCUUCUAAGACAUCAGUGCACACAUGUUUGAAUUUAUUGGCAAGAGGAUGGUUUUGAAGAGAAUGAGAGUUGUUUGGAAUGAUUUGGAAGAUUGGGACCGACACAUGGGUACUAUAAUUUUCAAAGGAGAUGUAAUAUGUGAGUGCCAAGAUGAAACAAGAUAUACCAAAAAAUGUUGUCCCGAUUUAGUGUUUGGGAAAAUGAGCAUAGGGUUAUGGAUCCAUGAAAAUAAGGGUGAACAAAUCAAAUGAGACAUGCAAAUCUGUCCCAGUCUUGGUAUCAUGGGUUGAUGAAAAAUUUGUAUGAGACUCACAAAGCUGCCCCAGUCUUGGGUCAUGGGUUGAUGAAAAAUUUGUAUGAGACUCACAAAGCUACCCCAGUCUUGGGUCAUGGGUUGAUGAAAAAUUUGUAUGAGACUCCCAAAGCUGCCCCAGUUUAUUCCUUGGCAAAGGGUUCCAUUUGGAAGAGGUAGUGGGCAUGAAAAAGAUCGGCUAAAAGGACGAACCCAAUUGGUUUGAUUUUCUUUUACAUGCUUCUGGCUAGUUGGCAAGGAAAUCCCCUCUGCUCGAGACAUUAUCUUCUUCUCUUUUUUGUCAUUCAUUUUCAACUUUUUUUUUACGACACAUUGAAAGUCAUUUCACGGGGUAUAUAGGCUGGAAAACCGCUGUUUAUCUCCCUUCAUUUGAAGGUAUGACAGAGACAUUCGGGUAGAAUAACGCCACGUACCCCAUUUCUGUAUAAUCUUUGCCUUCCAUCAAUUUCAAUGGCUGAACCUUCAAGAAGAAGGAGGAGAAGAACCAGUGAAGUUUCGGAGAAUAAUGUUUGCAAAAGAGAUGAUACUGUAGAAGGAUGGCUCUCCGAUGAUCAAGAUCAGCAAUCCUUCUCACAAUUUUGGAAGGAAAGGAAGCUCAUCAAGCAAAAGUUCAUUGAUCUUGCUUGGUAUAUCGCUCACAACUUCUCUUUUCCAAAUCUUAUAAUUGAGCAAGGAGUUCAACACUUCAUGGAACUCCGUGGAAGGUACUAUCCUGAUCUUGUUCGAGUAUUCUAUUUUAACUUAAAGUUUCGUGAUGGAAUUUUCUCAACAAGGGUCAAAGGGGUGGACAUUGUCUUGGACAAUGAUGUUUGGACCAAUGUGGCAAAGGUUCAUGUGUUGGAAAAUUCACAAAUUGUUCCAAGUGACUUUGCAAAUUUCAACAAGAUAAUGGUAUUUCAAUCCUUUCUCCGCAAUCCUCGCCAACGCAACGCCCGUCUUUAUCUUGCCGGAGGACUCAAGAUGGAAGAGCGUCUCUUGCACUACCUCAUUGUUUGGCUCCUAUGUCCUAGAGGGUCCAACCAUGCACAGUGCUCUGAGACGGAUCUCAUCAUCAUGUAUAGGAUACUUCAGAGCAUCCCACUCAAUUGGCCUCAUCUGUUUCAAACCAUUAUGUUCAAAGCCAAAAGGUUAGAUGCUGCACCACUCCCAUAUCCUCUCCUAGUUUCGCAGAUCUGUGUGUAUAAAGGGGUAGAUAUCUCAAAUGAGCACUAUGAGAGUGUGCUCCUAGGCCAUAGAGUUGGAGAUAAUUCCCUAAGACAAAUGGGAUUCCUUAAACAAGGGGACUCCUAUGUUCAUCCUGAUGAUGUUGCUGGCGUUCAAGCAGAUGAAGAAGAAGAUGCAGAUAACCCCAUGCCUGACCCCACAAAUGUUGUUGGCACAUCUCAAGUGAAUGAAAAAUAUAGUCUAGAGAGUCUCUCUAGACAAAUGUCUGAGAUGGCUCGCCUCCAAAAUGAGAUGAUGCAUAUUCAAAACACUCGCCACGAAGAAAUUUGCACUCAUCUCAGGAAUCUAGACACUAGGAUUUCAGGACUAGAGCGACACUUUAAUAGUGACGAAAGUGAUGAAUUCUAGAUCCUCUUUGAUUUUUUUAUUGCUUAUCUUUAUGAUUGUAUGCUUGUCUUCUCUUAAAUUCAAUAAAAAGUAG
Vigna radiata var. radiata (mung bean) is the source of this 3420-nucleotide messenger RNA. RefSeq lists its product as uncharacterized. The coding region runs from base 2226 to 3347 and encodes 373 amino acids. NCBI's taxonomy places the organism in Eukaryota, Viridiplantae, Streptophyta, Magnoliopsida, Fabales, Fabaceae. The transcript is spliced from 2 exons. The record is from RefSeq and is a predicted model, not a curated record.